Diatraea saccharalis (sugarcane borer) is the source of this 754-nucleotide messenger RNA. The record is from the annotation of a GenBank genome assembly. Lineage: Eukaryota; Metazoa; Arthropoda; Insecta; Lepidoptera; Crambidae.
UGAGGUUGCUUUGGAAAAAAAACUGAGUGUGGUCAUUGCUGUAUUUAAUUUUAUAUUUCUAGUGUCUUUCGAAUUGUUAAAAAAAAUGAAGACCAUUUUAUGUAAAAUAUGUCGAGUCCUGUUAUUUGUACUAGUUUUUAUGAGUAUAAUAUCUCAUGUAGUUUUAGGUAACUCCUCGCCAAAAAAAUUACAAAUAGGGGUAAAAAAACGCCCUGCAGAGUGUCCCAUAAAGAGUAAGAAAGGAGACUUGUUACAUAUGCACUAUACGGGUACACUAGAAGAUGGUACAGAGUUUGAUAGUUCCAUUCCACGAGGUAAUCCUUUAACUUUCACUCUUGGGUCUGGCCAAGUAAUCAAAGGUUGGGAUCAGGGAUUGAUAGGCAUGUGUGAGGGUGAACAAAGGAAACUAGUGAUUCCUCCUGAGCUGGCAUAUGGGGAGGCUGGAGCUCCACCAAAAAUUCCGAAGUCUGCAACGCUUACAUUCCAUGUGGAUCUUGUGAAGAUAGAAAGAAAAGAUGAACUAUAAUAACAAGUUAUUUUUAUACUUUUUUUAAACUGUUGCAUUACAUUGAAUUGCAUAAAGAGUGCAACAUUACUAGACAAUUAUUGUUUAGGUAUUUUUAUUUUGUAAAUUAAUAGUGGAUUUUGUUAAUAUUUUUAUGCAAUAAAUUGUAUGCCUGGUUUUAGGUUGAUUUUAUUAUGAUAGUUUUCAGACAUCCGAAGUUUUCCAUGUUGUUAAUUUUUCGAUUGUCUU